This is a messenger RNA of Acytostelium subglobosum LB1, 1977 nucleotides long. RefSeq lists its product as hypothetical. Lineage: Eukaryota; Evosea; Eumycetozoa; Acytosteliales; Acytosteliaceae. The record is from RefSeq and is a predicted model, not a curated record. The transcript has a single exon. The coding region runs from base 1 to 1977 and encodes 658 amino acids.
AUGCAAUCAAAUGAUACAAAUGCAGCUGCUCCUUCAGCUGCAGUAACAGCAAGGAAUCAAUUCUUUGCCUCUUAUAUCAAUGCUAGAUCAAAAGUUUAUCCUGCUGAUGCAUCAGCAGCAGCAUCAUCAACACGCCCAAAGAGAGAUACUACUUCAGCUGCUGCUGCGGCAACCGAGACCGACGCCCAGAUCACUGCCUCUCUAGCCAGCUUCACGGUGUUUGAAAAGGUGGUGGUGCCAGUUGACGGUGGAAAGGGUGAUGGAAAGGGUGGAAAGGGCGGCAAGGCCGGAAAGGAGGGUGGCAAGGGCUCAAAGCCUAGCGCUGGUACAUUAGAUCAUCCUCUUGGCAAAGGACACGCUGGAGAAAAUACUACAAAGCCCAGUAAAGGUGGUGGAGGAAGCAGUGGAGGAAGCAGUGGUGGUGCCCAGACCGACCCCGAACCCGAGCCCGAGCCCUAUGUCAACAUUGUCAAGACCAAUGCCGAGAAGUACUUCUUGGAGAAUGUGCUCUACUUUACCGAUGAUGAUGUGCUAGAGAUGUUUGAACAGACCAAGCCAACACUCAAUGCCAAGAGACUGUCCAUUGUCAACGACGCCAACGAGCAGAAAUGGUACAAAGACUACUCCAACUUGCUGUUCACCAUGAAGGUGGCCAACGGCGAUGAUGGCACUUCAAGGAGGAUUUUAAAGGACAAGGUCGAGGCCGAUCUCCAGGCCAUGUGCGACAGCCAGAUCUACGCCCACCAGACCAUGCUGCUUCAGACGUACGCCUUCAUCGAGAGGUAUCCCAAGAUGGAGGACUACCUCGACCAGGCUGCCAAGUGCGCCACCCUCUAUGUCAACUACUGGAGCGACGAGACACACCUGGCUAGCAUCAUAUCAAGCUUCCAAAGUGACAAAGCCAACGAUGGCCUGGACCCAAGUGUCGCCGUCUACAACAGGAUCACCGACAUCAAGAUCGUCCUGGACAUCCUCGACCCGACCAGUGUGCAGUCCACCAAGCUGAUCAACAGGAUCACUCACACGGCCAUGGCCAGCUACUACGAGCAUAACAUGACCAACAACCAGGGCAGCACCGACAUUAUCAACCUGGUCAUCAAGGACCUGCUCACCAAGCUGGACAAAGACACCAAGAACCAGUUUUAUGAAUUGAUGAAGCACCUGACAACUGGCUUUGGCAGCUUCCCAGGACUGAUCACCGAGAUGCAAGAGGCAACUCGCGCCGUGAUGUACACUGUGAGCAAUGAGAGUCCAAAAUUGGCCGAGACGGCCGCCGCCUAUGCCGAGCGCCUCGGAUCAUCCAUGGUCGCCAAGUUCAAGACCAAGUUGGCGCCAAACUAUAUCAACACGAAUGUAAAGGUAUUCUUCUGCUCAGUCUUCAGAGUAUGCCAGGCGGCCGCAGUGACCUUUGGCUUCCUCAACAAGGACCACCUCAAAGAUGGGGAGAAGCCCGAGCUGAUCGGCGAGACCACCGGCUUGUUAGUUGAUAUGGUCACAAUGUUCAAGAGUGGCAACAAGUUGGUGACAUCGGUGUUUGCUCGUACUGCAGCUUUCGUGGGCUCGAGGCUUGCACCUUUGGCCCCCGCUACAGUGGCACAGAUCGUGCCCAAGUGUCUGGCAGUGGUCUUCACGGCCAACGCCGCCAAGUUCAUGCUUUCCCGCUUCACACCAGUGUUGUUGUUGGUAGCCUCUUAUAACCUCGUCGAGGAUGUCAUCGAGGACUUCAAGAAGGGCCAAGUUGGCGCGCUCUUGGUUGAUCUGACAGCACUUGGCGUCAAUCUGGCAGCGGCUGUGGCACUGUUCUGGGGCACCAGUUGGAGUGGACCAUUCGCUCUUGUUGCCAGUGGCGUCGUCGUUGUCCUGGCUUUGAUCAAGUUCAUUUUCUACUCUGCAUCUCCACAGGAACAGUUCUUCAGCUCCUAUGUUAACUCAAAGUACAAGAAAGCUAUGCCAAUCAUUGGUGGAAUGGGUGGCUAA